CCGUCUUGCAUCCAAACACAUCCAUAUUCCUCAACAUGGGCAACUCAUCGAGUACGCCCAAGAUAUCCGCCCAGGAUAGGUUAGCCACCAUGUCCCUACCCACGGCGACCAUCCUUCUGACCCCCACCCAAGGGCCAUUCUUGACAUGAAGAACCAACGCGAUAAGCUGCACCAGUACCAGAAGCGCAUUACCAUCAUCACAAAUCGUGAAAAAGAGAUAGCCAAGGAGUGUUUACGAAACGGUGACAAGCGACGCGCCUUAUUAGCCUUGAGGAAGAAGAAGUACCAAGAGUCAUUACUCGCCAAAACAGAUCAACAAUUGGCUCAACUCGAGACCCUCACAAGCGACGUCGAGUUCGCUCUCGUACAGAAGGAUGUCGUCUUUGGUCUGCAACAGGGUACAAACGUCUUGAAAGAGAUUCACAAGGAGAUGGGAGGGUUAGAACGCGUCGAGCUCAUCUUGGGCGAGAACGAGGAGGCCCAAGCAUACCAGAACGAGAUCAACGAGAUGCUCGGAACAAGAAUGACCAACCAGGAAGAGGAUGAAGUCGAGGACGAGCUCGAGGCCCUGGCGGCAGAAGCGAACAAACAAAGAUUGCCGAGCACUGCAGAAGCAGGAGUCAUUGCACCCAUGCCGAAUGCGCCUACAGAUGCGCCCAAGGAGUCAUCAAAGGAGAGAGCCGCGAGACGAGCAAGAGAACGAGAGAUGGACAAUGGCUCAGAGCCUAUACUUGCAUAAGGCAUACAACGUGAGCAUGCAUGAUGCGACAACGAUUCAACGGCGGUGUUGGUUUGUUUUAGA
Molecule: messenger RNA, 802 nt
Organism: Aureobasidium subglaciale EXF-2481
Lineage: Eukaryota; Fungi; Ascomycota; Dothideomycetes; Dothideales; Saccotheciaceae
Exons: 2
Coding region: 146-739 (197 amino acids)
Biological process (GO): late endosome to vacuole transport via multivesicular body sorting pathway; vesicle budding from membrane
Cellular component (GO): ESCRT III complex; multivesicular body
Source: RefSeq, a predicted model, not a curated record